Molecule: messenger RNA, 638 nt
Organism: Xyrauchen texanus (razorback sucker)
Lineage: Eukaryota; Metazoa; Chordata; Actinopteri; Cypriniformes; Catostomidae
Product: cytochrome c oxidase subunit 5B, mitochondrial-like
Exons: 4
Coding region: 47-427 (126 amino acids)
Biological process (GO): mitochondrial electron transport, cytochrome c to oxygen
Cellular component (GO): mitochondrial envelope
Source: RefSeq, a predicted model, not a curated record
CGUCAUCAGACUGAUUCUGCUAGUUUUGGAGGAAGAGGAAGAAGACAUGGCCGCAAGGUUACUGUUGAGAUCUGCCGUACGGGCCGCAACGACCUGUCGGGCAUCUCCCGUGGCCGCUAUAAGCAGAGGGAUGGCCGCCGGAGGUAUUCCCACUGAUGAGGAACAGGCCACUGGACUUGAGAAGAAGAUUAUGCACGCCCUGAAAACAGGCUCCGAUCCGUACAAUAUGCUGAAGCCCAAAGAGUAUGCUGGAUCAAAUUCAGACCCCCACCUUGUACCUUCAGUAACCAACAAAAGAGUUGUCGGCUGUGUCUGUGAGGAAGACAACACAGCUGUGGUGUGGUUCUGGCUGCAUGAAGGUGAACCCCAGCGCUGUCCCUCAUGCGGUGCUCAUUACAAGCUGGUUCCUCAUGAGCUGCCUCACUGAGCCCGCUGACUCGCAUAUCAGAAUUCCAGAGACAUUGUGACCUCAUUCACAUUUGUCUUUUUGCAAAGAAGCACAGGAGAUAUAAACAAUCUUUCCUCCUGCUGUGGGACACAAAAUUCUAACAAUUCCUAAAAACAACAGUUUAUGUAAAUUAUAUGAGUGUACAUUUUUCACUCAGUCCAGUUACACCUAAUAAACAUGCUUGCUCUGA